Messenger RNA from Poecilia reticulata (guppy), 1335 nucleotides. RefSeq lists its product as uncharacterized. Gene Ontology annotation, cellular component: nucleus. Gene Ontology annotation, biological process: regulation of gene expression. NCBI's taxonomy places the organism in Eukaryota, Metazoa, Chordata, Actinopteri, Cyprinodontiformes, Poeciliidae. The record is from RefSeq and is a predicted model, not a curated record.
CAAACCGCUCGGGUCAAACAUCAACGAAGAAAAGACCCCCUUUCUCCCCUCCUUAGCAGUUUUAUUAUUAACCUGCACACGGGGUCAUUUAGGUUGUUUUUUAAUUAAUUAAUUUGUUUAUUUAUUUAACAAACACCUUUAUGAAAAUGUCUCCGCUGCUGCUCAGGGCCUUCGUGAACGAGCGGCUCACGGCGGUGCUCGGAGAAAUCCUGGAGGUUUUCGAAGGAGCGAUCGCCAAAUACGAAGAAGAAGCGACCAACUCCAAGCAGGAGAUCGAUCGGCUGCAAGCUUUGCUGCUGGAGCUGCAGAGUCAGAGGACAGACGUUCCUCAGACCCAAGACCAAACUUCUCGCGAGUCCAGGCUCCGUGAGGGAACCCAGUGGAUUCCGGAGCUUCACCACAUUAAAGAGGAAGACCACGACGAGCUCUGGGCUGCCAAUCAGGACGAGCGACACCAGCCAGGCGUCGAUGAAGAUGCCUUAAAUCUUCCUCAGGAGAUUGGGGAGGAGCUUGAGCAGGAAGACACAAAACCACCCGGGCAUCGUUGGACUCAAAACUCAGAACCCGACGAGUUUCAGGAGCCUCAGGAAGUGAAGCUGGCCGAGGUCAAGCCUCCUCCACAAGACGACGCCGUGGUCAUUUUUCCACCUGACCUAACAGAACAGGCCCAGUCUAGCUUCGUCUCACCUAGAGACUCGGAUUCAUCCCACCUGAACUCACACGGAGCCGACUACCGGUGCUCUUUGUGCGGCGACUGCUUCCCCUCCAGCCACCUCCUGAUGAACCACGCCUUCCAAGCCCACUCCAGGGACGUCGGCGUCCUGUGCGCCGUGUGCGGCGGGACCUUCGAGUCCGCCGAGAGCCUCGACGUGCAUCGCCGGUCCCACGAGAACUCCAAGUGCUGCCCAUUGUGCGGGAAGCUGUUCAGGAGCACGACCUCGCUGAAGGAGCACAUGGCGGGCCACGCGGGCCUGAAGCUGCACCGCUGCCACGUCUGCGGCAAGGAGUGCCGACGCAAGGGUGACUUGAAGAUCCACAUGAGGAUCCACACGGGCGAGAAGCCCUUCCGCUGCUCACUGUGCUGCAAGAGCUUCACCCACAGCGGCCACCUGAAGAAGCACAUGAGGAGCCACACGGGAGAGAGACCGUACAGGUGUGACGUCUGUGGGAGGGGCUUCCUGCAGAGCGGUCACCUCAAAUCCCACCUGGGCACCCACGCUCAGAAAAAGUGACGGGGCGAGCUUUAUAUGAAGAGAAUAACUUUAUAGAAGGAGCAACUUGGUGACAAUUUAAGUUUUUUUUGUUUUUUUUAACAGUUAUAAAGAUAUUUAUAUU